AUGGGUACAACACCGAGUCGCUAUGAAGAACUCUCCAAAAAUGUGCACUUGGAGAAAUUUUGUGGAAAGCAGCGCAUACUCUUAACUGAUCCAUUUUGGGAGACAUUUCUGUCUUAUAAUAUGCGUCCACCUAUCACCAGGAAUGAUCAAAUAGAACUUGACUCUCGUUUGGAUAUAUCAUGUCAGCAGUUACUCGUUAAUAAUUUGACUACUGGCAACUUUGGUAUUUUGAUUCAGUUUGCUCUUAUGCGCAUUAAUGAUUUGCUUGCUCCUGUUCAUAAUCAAAAUAUAAUAUCGGCGUGGCAAACGUACAACGUAUUAUUUGCUGUACGAUGCAUUUUAAAGUAUUUAGUCGAGACAGUCGGUGAAGAACAAAUGCUGAUCCAUAUCGAAGCGCCACAAAAUGUUACAAUGAAUGAACAAUCGAUGAUGUCUUCCGAUAGACUGGAAGAAUUUUUCGAAACUUUGAUAGAACUCAUUACGGAUGUACCUUUAUGUGAAUUUACGUACAUCGUUCACUUGGAAGCAAUUAAUUGUUUACUCGUGUUACUCUCGGUGCAGCUAUUUUCCCAAACUGCAGCCGAAUAUAGCGCUGUAUAUAGGAUAGCAAUGCAUGCGCAUUCGAGUACCUGCAGUCAACAUGCACCAGCUGUGGUGUGCACAUUGUUGCACAAUUUCAUUCAACAAGAACACGCUCCUCCGGGAUUGCUGACGCAACAACCCGGUGGUGGCAUUGUAUUCAGUAUUGCUGCUGGUUUGUGGAACGUCAUAAGAAUGGGUAUGGGCAGUGGUUCGAAGAAUAUACAGAUUGCACAUAAUGGCGCUACCGAGGACGAAGAGAAGAAGCGGGAUACAGAAACUCCGCUCGCUAGUCAAUCCUUGCUGUUACUAUUGGUUCUGACGAAUCAUUGUACUUCUAUGGAAAAUCCAUACAGAAACGCACUUUUUUCUUUUAUAGAUAUGCAAGAAGAUUAUAAUAUGACGCAAACGAAAAGAGCUGAUGCCUUCAAGUUUAAUCUGAAUAAAAUGUACAAUACUAUUUGUAAGAUACCAAAUACGGACGAAGUCACGCUCUUACUCUAUAUGCUGUUACAUAGAAACUCAAGUGUGAAACAGGACAUAAUGAGAAGACCCGACAUACAAUUAUUGGUAACGCCGAUAUUGCAAAUUCUGUACCAUGCUCCAAAUAACACAUCGCAUCAUAUUUACAUGUCUCUUAUCAUCCUCCUGAUUUUAAGCGAAGAUGAAACAUUCAACAAACGGAUACAUGAAAUUAUGCUCAAGGGUGUCACAUGGUACACCGAGAGAUCUAUAAGUGAAAUAUCACUAGGUGGUCUCUUGAUCCUCGUCGUUAUUCGCACAAUACAGUAUAACAUGUUUAAAAUGAGAGACAAAUAUCUCCAUACAAACUGUCUAGCAGCCUUGGCGAACAUGUCUGCCCAAUUCACGUCGCUGCACCCUUAUGUCAGUCAAAGAUUGCUGAGUCUGUUUGAAACGCUUGCUAAGAAGCAUGCGCGAUUAGAAGCAAAAAUUCGAACGCAGCCGGCAAUUUCCACCGACAGCAGCAGCACCGUUGUAACUGUUAAUGGAGCUGUCGCAAACACAGAUUUGAUUCAAGACCUGACCAUAUUAGAAGAAGUCUUACGGAUGGUGUUGGAAAUUAUCAACAGCUGUCUAACCCAUAGACUCGCGCAUAAUCCUAAUUUAAUUUAUACCCUUCUGUACAAGAAAGACGUCUUUCAACCAUUCAGGACGCAUUCCGCUUUUCAAGAUAUCGUGCAAAAUAUCGAUUCUGUAAUAAACUUCUUCUCUUAUAAAUUGGAGCAAAAGGAUCAAUCGCAACUCGGCGUUAGUCAGGUAUUAGCCACUAUACAGCAAGGAACUUUGGAGUGGCCACGAGAUCGCUUGAGAAAAUUUCCAGAAUUAAAGUUCAAAUAUGUGGAAGAAGAACAACCGGAAGAAUUCUUCAUUCCUUAUGUAUGGAGCGUCGUUUGUCAAGGAGCGUUAUUACAUUGGAGUGCAGAAAAUAUAAAAUUGUUUUCCCCUAACAAUGGCGAGACAACGAUUAUUGUUUGCUGAUACUGAGACGAAGGGUGCGCUGUGCUGUAACAAGUAUUGCUGAGCGAUAAUGUGUUUGAGAUGAUACGAUUUGUCGGAUAUGUUAAAGUAUAAGUUACAUCAUCUUUUUGAUGCGAGAAGAUAUGGGAAUUUUCACAACACGACUAAAACAACGUGAGAAUCGUCAACGUAUACGGCAUAUGCACAAGGAGAAUAUUUAACAACCAAUGUGAUAUUUCACACAAAGUUCUGCGUUCCCACCCGAGUGCACUCGAGAGUAUAAUUCGUAAUACUAUACUCUUGGAUGCUGGGUGGCGCCUCAAGAUGAAUAUCGUCACACAGAAAGAUCGCUGUAAUCUGAAUAUUCAAAACGACCAUAUCAUCCAAUCUUUUGUGUUAUUACUAUUUUAAUAUUUAUUAUGAAAAUAUGACAGAGAGAAAGAGAGAGAGAGAGAGAGAAUGAAACAUGUGAAAAUAUUUAUGUUUAUUAUAAAGGAAGGAACCUUUUCACCUUCCAUUUUUCCAUUCAUGUUAUAUACUUUGUUCGAUAAGAUGGAUGGAUGAAGGUAUGACUCGUUGUAUAAAAGAUAAUACAUCACACGAUAGAGAUAAUAUUAUGCCAAUGAGAGUGUGCGAUUCAUCGACGGGACAGGAGUAUUAUUGUAACAUUUUCCAUUGCGAACGCUAUCAUAUAAGGAACGAUAGAAAAUAUUAAUCGAUUCGAUCGAAUCGAAUUAAUCAAUUCUCUAUUAAUGUACACAUGAACAAUUACAAUGUUCGUAAGUGUUACGCAAUUUACAAACGUCUGCGUAACUUUGAUGUUACAACCGUUUCUUUUAGGACUUUUAGAGGGUCUUCUCUCUCUGUAUACACAAUGUAAUCCUUUGACUAGAUAUAUAUAUAUAUAUAUAUAUAUACUGUUAUAUAUAUAUAUGUAUGUAUGUAUGUAUACUGUUUCGACGUAUCGCAUAUAUAGAGAGAGGAGAAUAUAUCGCGAGUCUAAUUUCUCUCAUAAUAGCCUAAUCGCAAUUCCAUAUGUAUCGCGUUUUUGCAAACGCACCACUGUUUGUAAAUAACUGUCGAGGUAGGAAUUAUAGAAAAAAUUUCCAUCAGUCUGAUUACAGACUUUGCAACAUAAGCAUGAUGUAUAGCCCCGCAAUUUCUCGCGCGCUGUAUGUAUAUGUGCAAAUAUUAUUUCUAUUUAAUAUAUAUCAAAAAGAAAAUAAAAAUACACUUCUCUGUAAGUUACUCUGAUACUUUCUGAUCUAUGUAUCCCACUUUCACUUGACAUGAUUUACAAAACGGAGACUGAUAUAAGGAAAGAGAAUAAUAAUAAUUCACCGACCGCACAUUCUCAACCAACGAGCCAGUUAUACAACGCACAAAAUAUCGCGCGCACAACUGGCGCCAAUCACCUCUAUGAUAUGAUUAUAUAUAACAUAAUCAUCGAGACUGAACGACUCGUCGGCUAAAUCUGAAUGGUCGAUUUGCUCGAAUCUCCAAUGUACAUCUUUAUUAAACAAAUACAGUUGACGUCUUAAUGUUACUUAUAAUGUCGUAGAUGUUAUAGAUAAUAUUUCAUUUUCCUAGCCUGUGCAGCGUGUAUAUGCGGCCGCGCGUGAUCUUGUAUUGUGUACGUGUGUAUAAUUAUCAUACUAUUGCUAAUAUUUCAGUUUUGUUGAACAAUCUUUCAGUUUGCAGAGUAACAAGGUAAUUUGACAUUUCUGUGCGUCGCGGUGCAGACGCGCCGAGUAACUCAGUGUGUCACGUUAAAUUUCAGACUCGUUCGAGUCAUUGGGCUUGAAACGUGUGUGUGCUUAGCAUACAGAUAGUACAAUAUGUCUUUUUUUUUGUUAUUUAUCCAUAAUAAUUUGAUUCCUUAACUGUACUAUAUUGUUACUUAAUCUUAUUAGUUAACACACAAUCAAUCGGGAGGGAAUUUAGUCGGCACGUAAUAUAUUAUUUCAUUACGGCCUAGCGCUAAUCAGUAGUUGAAUAUUUCAUUCGCCGUGCAAUUUACCGCUCGCCUUUUCGCCAGAAUCACGCAUGCAAUUGUUUUUUUAUUAGGGCAAUGCACAUGUAAUUGGAAAUAAUAACGACACCCUAUGCAAUGAACGCUCGUAAAACUCGUUCGAACGUGGUACCUUGUGUGUGUGUGUGUUACAUUCUUCUAUAUUGUGUAUAAUGUUAUACCUUACGUUAUAUAUACUGGGUAAUCUUUUUUUCAUCCUUACCAUGCUUUAAGCAUUCAAUCUUUGAAUUUCACUAUGAUAUUCGUAUAAAUAAAUCGAUCGAUACGCUGAGUUACGUUAACAAAUUCUAUCGUUAUAGAAAUUUAUCGAUACAACCGAUUAACUCAACUUUAUGACAUUACCAAGUAUCGUGCUUUCACAACAAGAUAUAUAUAUUUGUCGAAUUUCGAAGAAUGAAUAUUGAUUUUCUACAUUUCUACUAAUUCGGCCCGUUAAAAAGGCAAUCGAGCGAAUGCUACGAGCGUUUGCUUCAUGAAGCGUUACAAUUUCUCAAAUUACACACGCACGCAAUUACGCACGCACGGUUUGCUGUCGUCGAAUGCGUAAGAAUGUGUGUGUGUGUGUGUGUGUACACGCGCAUGUUCUGUGUGUAUGAGCACGUGUAUAUAAUGUGAAAAUCUAUACGCAUUGAUAACGGGCGUGUAAUAGUCGUCGAGCAGACGAUGCCUUUUUGCAAAAAUUUAAAAAUUUUAAUUUGCGUGUUAUACUAUUUAACUUACGACACAUUUCCGCGAGCUCUAGCGUUCUUCAUCAAAUUUAAAAUAUUUCUCUGACCGUUAGGCAAAUGGUGUGUGUGUGUGUGUGUGUGUGUGGUUCGCGCGCGCGCGCGCGCGCAUGUAAGUGAGACGAGGGUGAGGAAGAGAAAUAUAUAUAUUUAUAUACGUAACAUACAUACACGAGGGUACCUGUGCAUAUAUAUACGUACACGCUAGCUGCCUACAAAAUACAAUAGUACAUUACAAAUUCAUACUGUCCUUUUUCUCUCUCUCUUCCUUCUUUUCCCUUAUAUCACUUGCAAACAGCUCAUAUUUUGUAUGUAUGUGUGUGUGUGUGUGUGUGUGUGUGUGUGUGUGUGUGUGUGUGUGUGUGUGUGUGUGUGUNAUAUAUAUAUUAUAUAUUAUAGUAUCAUCUAGUUGGUUUGCAUAGUUCUUUCCUUUCCCAUUAAUUAGUAAUUAAGUACCUCUUUAGAACAAGUGCCACCCGAUUACGUCUUAUUAUUUCUCAAUUAUCGGUCGACAGAGAUUUUUUCACAAUUUCUGUGUCACGAUACGAUAGCGAAGAAAUAUUCGCGUCAAGAGAACACUCUCCUUAUUUUACAUCAUUUAAACAUGUUGACACGUUUCAUCGAGAUAUUUUCAAUUCCAAACCAUGAUAUCGUUUACUCGCGACCGAAUAAUUUUCUGAUAUCAAAAUAAGCGUGAAAACGAAAGAGAUGGCUAUCAAUUGUUGAUGGCUAUCAAUUGUUGAUCAAUUGGGAUCUUCUAGUAGUCGAGUUGUUUUCUACGAGAUCCGUUGCGCUAUCUUAAUGUGCUCAACUUUAGCGCGCUCUCCCAACCCCUUUUUGUUCAACAUCCGACAUCGCGUUGGGUACUUACAAAAAAAGAUGGGUAGGUAAGUAGAUACGUCACAAUGUCGCAUAUAUCAUUAAACGUCACGAUAUCAGGCAACGAUCCAACAAAUACUCACAUAUCUCACGAAUUGCACGAUUCAUCACCUCGUGUGUGCUCACGCGCGAAUGCUUAUACUCGAAGAAUAAGCGUACAAACGCGUGUGUACAUCGACGUAAGCUAAUUUAGACACACUGGCCAGAUCCUUCGUUCGAUCCAACUACUACCGAAUUUCACGCCUCAUUCAAGUCAUUCUCUUGAUUGAUCGAUCUACUACCUUCACUCUGCUGUGCUGCACGACGCUUAUAAAAUACGAGAUUACAAGAUUUAAA
Messenger RNA from Dinoponera quadriceps, 6030 nucleotides. Its product is annotated as dymeclin. Bases 1 to 2079 code for a protein of 692 amino acids. Lineage: Eukaryota; Metazoa; Arthropoda; Insecta; Hymenoptera; Formicidae. Gene Ontology annotation, cellular component: Golgi apparatus. The record is from RefSeq and is a predicted model, not a curated record. The transcript has 11 exons. Gene Ontology annotation, biological process: Golgi organization.